UGACAGCUUGAAACUGUUAUAUUGUAAACUGUAAAAUGUAAACGCUUCAUUCGAUGCAAUUCACUAUCCCUGACAGCAGCCAGACAUGAAGCUCCACCUGAUGUUAUUUCUCUGCGUGGCAGUCUGUUCAUUUACGGGAAAGGAGGUUGCCGGAAAAGGUCCUUUGGUGUACUUUAAGGCAUCACUGCCAAAGGAUUCGAAUCCCGCAUCCUCGAAAUCUUACCACUUUGGUGUUGGCAACAUCAUUCCAUUUAGCAGCGUUGAGGCGAACAUUGGUCGUGGGUAUAACCCUUCAUCUGGGGUAUUCACUGUACCUGUAUCAGGUUACUAUCAGUUCAGGGCACUUUUACAAACAACUCGUGCAGGUCAUUCCGAUUUCGAGCUGGUUGCACAGGGUUCUCGGAAAGCAUUUGUAACCGUUCCAAGCGUCCAUGACAGCACCACCAUGAGCGCUACCUUUCAUGUCAACAGAGGUGACCACGUUUUCGUCAAGAAGUUCUACGACAACGGUAACGCCCCAUUAAGACAUGGGCUGUGGUCGCAGUUUUCUGGCUUCCUCCUUAGAAAAGACUGAUUCAGCAUCUCUCUAAAAUAAAGAACCAUAAAAUGGA
Haliotis rufescens (red abalone) is the source of this 611-nucleotide messenger RNA. RefSeq names its product heavy metal-binding protein HIP-like. The record is from RefSeq and is a predicted model, not a curated record. Gene Ontology annotation, molecular function: protein binding. The transcript is spliced from 3 exons. Lineage: Eukaryota; Metazoa; Mollusca; Gastropoda; Lepetellida; Haliotidae. The coding region runs from base 86 to 574 and encodes 162 amino acids.